Dermatophagoides pteronyssinus (European house dust mite) is the source of this 1205-nucleotide messenger RNA. RefSeq lists its product as uncharacterized. The record is from RefSeq and is a predicted model, not a curated record. Lineage: Eukaryota; Metazoa; Arthropoda; Arachnida; Sarcoptiformes; Pyroglyphidae.
GAAUAAUUUUCUGUGAUAUUUAUUAAUUAUUUAAUCUUUUUAGGUACUAAUGUUUCAUCAUAAUUUUAUAACAUUCAUCGUUCAACAACUUUUUUGUCAGUCAUAAUGUUACGAAAUCGAUUAUUGGUCAAUAUUAAUCAAUGUCAACGAUCAAAAUUAUCGACAUCUGCCGAAAUUCCUAGUGAAUUUAUCAAAACAAUAAAAUUUCGGACCUGUGUUAAUAUUUAUGAUGAAUUACGAACACGAUUACCUCGAUUCUAUGGAAAAUCACCUUCCGAAGGUGUCGAUAUCACUAUCGAUUAUGUUGAUACUCAAUCGAAUCAAAAACCGAACAAAACAAUUGUAGCCCUUCAUGGUACUGCCGAUACUUAUCGUACAUUCACCCAAUUGUAUCAACAUUUUAAACAUCGAUCAGAUGUACGAAUUGUUAUGCCGAAUUUUCCCGAUUUUAGUCAUACACGUUCAACUAAUUAUUCAUUUUGGCAUUCAAGUGAUGAAAAAUAUCAUCUAUUACAGGAUUUAUUUCGUCAUUUAAAUAUUGACACAAUUGAUUGUUUGGUUGGCCAUUCAUAUGGAAAUCAAUCAAGUACGGUAUUGUUACAGAAACCACAACAUUUACAGAUAAAAUCAUUGGCAAUGAUUGCACCACAAUUUUUAUUAGGCAAUUUCGCUAAUAAUGAUCUAUAUAAAAUGACAAAAUUCGUACUGCCAUUUUCAAAAUCUGAAUAUUUAUCUCGUCUGUUGCAUCGGAUGAAAAUUCAUCAAUCCAAAAGCAUACCGUUCAAAUUUAACGAAAUUGAUGAACUUUUUCAUUUAUUAACAAUUAUAUUAGAUCAACAAGCAAUGAAAGAUUCACCCGAAAGAAUUCGAUUAUUGAAUACAAUGAAUAUAAGUGGUUUUAUUAUGUAUUCAGCGGAUGAAAGAAUCAUUGAUAAAAAUGCACAACUAGAAUUAUAUAGAUUACUUAAUAUAGGGGAUGAUCAAACAAUUAUUGUCGAUCAAGAUGAUCCGAAAAUAAUUGCCAACACUUUUUCCGAAAUGAAUAAUAAAUCACAACAAAUCAUGAAAAAAAUCAUUGUUAAAGAUGGACGUCAUUUUCCUCAUCUUAAAUAUCCAAAUGUUACAAAUGUUUUGAUCGAAAAACUUAUUAAUAAAUGUUGACAAAGUUUAAAUAAAAGAAAUUGAAAAAUAUUUUUGUUUAGUUU